This is a messenger RNA of Eurytemora carolleeae, 3858 nucleotides long. RefSeq names its product coatomer subunit alpha-like (gene alphaCOP). Gene Ontology annotation, cellular component: COPI vesicle coat. The record is from RefSeq and is a predicted model, not a curated record. Gene Ontology annotation, molecular function: protein binding; structural molecule activity. The coding region runs from base 31 to 3741 and encodes 1236 amino acids. Lineage: Eukaryota; Metazoa; Arthropoda; Copepoda; Calanoida; Temoridae. The transcript is spliced from 10 exons. Gene Ontology annotation, biological process: intra-Golgi vesicle-mediated transport; retrograde vesicle-mediated transport, Golgi to endoplasmic reticulum; intracellular protein transport.
CAAUGUUUUUUUUUCAGAUCUAUUAAUGAGAUGUUGACUAAAUUCGAGACUAAGUCUCCCCGGGUCAAGGGUUUAUCCUUUCAUCCAACUCGUCCCUGGGUUCUUGCAUCUCUUCACAAUGGAGUUAUUCAGCUAUGGGAUUACCGAAUGUGUACUUUGCUGGAGAAAUUUGACGAACACGACGGUCCAGUCCGCGGCGUCGACUUCCAUAAGCAACAGCCACUGUUCGUCUCCGGUGGAGACGAUUACAAGAUAAAGGUUUGGAAUUACAAGCAGCGGCGUUGUAUCUUUACACUUCUGGGUCAUCUUGAUUAUAUUCGUACAACAGUUUUUCAUCAUGAAUACCCUUGGAUACUCUCAGCUUCAGACGACCAGACUGUACGAAUCUGGAACUGGCAAUCUAGAAACUGUAUUUCUGUGUUGACCGGACAUAAUCACUACGUGAUGUGUGCACAGUUUCAUGCUUCAGAGGAUCUGAUUGUCUCUGCUAGUCUUGAUCAGACUGUUAGGGUUUGGGAUAUAUCCGGGUUGAGGAAGAAGUCUGUAGCUCCGGGUCCUGGUGGACUAGAAGAUCAUUUGAAGAACCCAGGAGCAACCGAUCUAUUUGGUCAGGCUGAUGCUGUGGUGAAGCAUGUCCUUGAAGGUCAUGACCGAGGAGUGAACUGGGCAUCCUUCCAUCCAACCAUGCCUCUGAUUGUCUCCGGCGCUGAUGACCGGCAGAUUAAACUCUGGAGGAUGAAUGACAACAAGAGCUCCAGUUUGGGCCCUGGACACUCAGCAAACAUUAAAAAUGCUUGGGAGGUAGAUACAUGCCGUGGACAUUAUAAUAAUGUCAGCUGCUCCAUCUUUCAUCCACGACAGGAGCUAAUCUUGUCUAACAGUGAGGAUAGAUCAAUCAGGGUAUGGGAUAUGAGUAAAAGGAACUGUCUUCAUACUUUCCGACGCGAACACGACCGAUUCUGGGUGAUUGCUGCGCAUCCAACCCUAAACCUGUUCGCUGCCGGUCAUGAUGCUGGUAUGGUUGUGUUUAAGCUUGAACGUGAACGACCUGCUCACGCUAUCUCUGGGAAUAUUUUGUACUACGUCAAGGAGAAGUAUCUAAGGAAGCUUGAUUUUACAACUGCCCGUGAUACAGCUGUGAUGCAGCUACGCGGAGGUUCUAGGAGUCCUAUUUACUCCAUGUCCUACAAUGCAGCAGAGAACUCGGUUCUAUUGAGUACUCGAGCUACUAACACGGAGAACAGUACCUACGAUCUCUACACCAUCUCUGAGGACGGAGACAGCUCCCAUGCCGCUGAGGGGAAGAGGUCGAGUGGAUUGACCUCCAUCUGGGUUGCCAGGAAUAGAUUUGCCGUCCUCGACAAAUCCCACUCCCUAGUGAUAAAGAACCUGAAAAACGAGGUUACCAAGAAGCUUACUAUACCCAACUGUGACGAGAUAUUCUACGCUGGGACGGGAAUGCUCCUGUUGAGAGAUACCGACGCCGUUACUCUGUUUGAUGUUCAGCAGAAGAGGAACCUGGGAAAUGUGAAGAUCCCCAAGUGUCGGUAUGUUGUCUGGUCUGCAGAUAUGUCCCUGGUUGCGCUUCUCUCGAAGCACCUUGUCACAAUCUGCACCAGGAAACUUGAAGUUCUCUGCUCUGUUCAUGAGAACACUAGAGUUAAAUCUGGAACCUGGGACGACAGCGGAGUGUUGAUCUACACCACCUCCAACCAUAUCAAGUAUGCGAUCACCAACGGAGAUCAUGGAAUUAUCCGGACCUUAGAUCUACCUGUUUAUCUCACUAGGAUUAAGGGAAGCCAGGUCUUCUGUCUAGACCGGGAGUGCAAGCCUAGGAUCUUGAAUAUCGAUCCUACUGAAUAUAAGUUUAAACUGGCGCUCAUAAACCGUAAAUACGAGGAGGUUCUGCAUAUGGUGAGGAAUGCCAAGCUUGUUGGACAAAGUAUUAUUGCCUAUCUUCAGCAGAAAGGGUAUCCAGAGGUUGCCUUGCACUUUGUCAAGGACGAAAAGACCAGGUUCGGCCUUGCUCUUGAGUGUAGCAACAUUGAGGCUGCUCUUGAGGCUGCCAAAAGCUUGGACGACAAGGAUUGUUGGGAGAAGCUUGGUGAAGCAGCUCUUCUCCAGGGUAACCAUCAAGUAGUAGAGAUGUGCUACCAGAGAACUAAAAACUUUGACAAGCUCUCUUUCCUCUACUUGAUCACAGGGAACCUGGAGAAGUUAAAGAAGAUGAUGAAGAUUGCUGAGAUCAGAAAGGAUACAUCAGGACACUUCCAGAACGCACUUUAUCUCGGAGAUGUCCAGGAGAGGGUUAAGGUACUGAAUGGCUGUGGACAGAACAGUCUAGGAUACCUCACUGCCAUGACUCACGGACUUACGGAGGAAGCAGAGAAAAUAAAGGAAGGAGUUGAUGUUGAGAAAACUCCUCUACCCUCCCCUGCACCCGGAGCUAGGUUACUUCAACCUCCUGCUCCUAUUGCACAGUCUGAGCAAAACUGGCCUCUAUUGACAGUUAGUCGAGGAUUCUUUGACACCGCUAUGAUGACGGCUAAGAAGUCUGAAGGUAUUGCUGUAGGUCUGGCAGUUGAGGAUGACGGAGAGGCUGAGGGAGAAUGGGGAGAAGAGGCUGAUCUUGGUCUUGAUGAUGAUGGUGAGGUGAAAGAUGAUUUCCAGGAUGCUGAGGCUGGUGAUGAAGAAGGAGAUGGUUGGGCUCCUGAUGAGGAUGAUCUAGAGCUUCCUGCUGAUCUUGAACCUGUUCCAGUUGCAGCUGGGGACGGAGAGGACGGAUAUUUUGUGGCUCCAACCCGCGGAGUUCCUCCCACUCAGCACUGGACCAACAACAGUUCUCUUCCUAUUGAUCAUAUUCUUGCCGGGAACUUUGAGAGCGCUUUCCGUCUGCUCCACGACCAGGUUGGAGUUGUCAACUUCGAGGCUUACAAGACUCACUUUAUGACCAGUUACUCCAGGUCCAGAGUAAGUGUUUUUGGUUCAGCCUCCACUCCCAGCAUGUAUAUCUGUCCUCAAUCCAACUGGAAGGAGGCGAACCCUAAGAACGGACUCCCUGCUGUUGGGUUGAAACUUAAUGAUUUGGUUUCUCGUCUUCAGUCUGCCUACCAGCUCACCACUAGUGGUAAGUUCGGAGAAGCUGCGGAGAAAUUUAGAUCGAUCCUUCUCUCCAUCCCUCUCCUCGUAGUUGAAUCUAAACAGGACGAGACUGAAGCUCUGCAGCUCCGAGAUAUCUGUAGCAGUUAUCUAGUUGGAUUAACUAUGGAGAGUGCAAGAAAGGAGCAUCCUAAGGAUACCCUGGAAAACCAGAAACGUGUUUGUGAGAUGGCUGCAUAUUUUACUCACUGCAACCUUCAACCUGUCCAUCAAAUCCUAACCCUGCGGACUGCUCUGAAUCUGUUCUUUAAACUGAAGAACUUCAAGACUGCUGGAUCCUUUGCCCGUCGUCUGCUGGAGCUCGGACCCAAACCCGAGGUUGCUCAACAGACAAGAAAGAUCCUGCAGGCCUGCGACAAGAACCCGGUCGACGAGCACCAGCUUAACUACGACGAGCACAAUCCCUUUGAUGUUUGCGCGGCCAGCUUUGUUCCGAUCUACCGUGGAGCUGAGUGCGAGGUUGCUCCGCUCUCCCAGGCGAAAUAUCUUCCUCAAUACAAAGGAGAGGUCUGCAGGAUAGAUUGUGUCAGUCAGAUCGGGAAAGGAACUGCUGGACUUAAGAUCAGACGCAAAGUCCGCUGAAACUGAUGUUUGAAAUGUUUUAAAAUCCACCUCGUGAUAAAUAUUUUAUGUAAAAUUACAACAGAAUGUAAAAUAAUGCUUGAUAAGUUUGAAUUUUAUUUAUUUUUAUGUUUCAGA